This is a messenger RNA of Dreissena polymorpha, 1149 nucleotides long. RefSeq lists its product as uncharacterized. The transcript is spliced from 4 exons. Lineage: Eukaryota; Metazoa; Mollusca; Bivalvia; Myida; Dreissenidae. The record is from RefSeq and is a predicted model, not a curated record. The coding region runs from base 69 to 560 and encodes 163 amino acids.
UUCGCAUUCAAACAAGAAGUGUGUACAAUAAUAAAGGACUAACCAAAGGAAUAGGCAUAAUACUCAGCAUGACUGAACACUACAUGACAUGGAAAAGUGAAUUUGAUCACUGGAUUGCUUUGUGGACAAGUGCCGCAGAUCACUUAAGGGAACUUGAGGACGAGACAGAAACUCAUCACGUUUUAAAUGUUCUGGUUGACAUGGCUGUGAGAGCCCGUACCACACAAAACUGGGUAGAAUGCAGGGAAUAUUUUAAAAACAAAAUCCAUUGCUUCUGCAUGAGAUACGAUCAGGCCAAUGCCGGGUAUUUGGAGAAAAUCAUUAACUGCAUUAACGGAUAUACCCCAAUGCCCCAACAUCUGUCGGAGUUACUCAAACAUAGAGUUGAAUCAUGGCGCCCGAUUUUCCUAAGUACAGCAGAGUCGGAUCUAGAAAGGGUCAUCCAGACAGGGAUUGGACAGAUGUUUUCCAUGCGUCGAUAUUUUCGUGGUCAACUUGGCCGUCGCAGUGAAGAAAGAUGUUCACCAUGCUCUCCCCGGAAUAAUUACCACACUUAUUAGAUAACCACUGUUGCACGGAAUAAUAAUGUUCAAUGCAUACGCAUAUUCAUUCAAGAACUUUCAUUGUGCUACACAAGGAUUUAUGACAUGCAUAUUAUAUUUUCGUUAUGCACGUAUAUGGAUGAUUGUUUACACAGUCUUGAGGCUAAAAAAGUUAUAUACUGCUUAAUGUAUUGGAACAUCCACAGUUUACAUUGUUUUCAUUUCGGUAAUGAUUAACGUUGUAUUGAUGUUAUUAUCCGUGCAACAGUAGUUUCCUUAUACGUGUUGAAAUUAAAGUUGUUCAGAACACACUGGAACAUAAACAGAGUACACAGACCAUGCGAUGUGUGUAACACUUUUGAUUGUAUAGUGUGCUUGUGAAACAAUAUCUACUUACAUGUUUGAAAAUGAGUUGUGUCAUUGCAUAUAUAAAUUAGGAAAUACUAUUUAUAAUUAUUUGAAUAUGAAUAUCGUUAUCAUAAUACAUGUACGUAAUUAAAAUUGUUAAUGAACUGUUACCGGUAGAUUUAUUUAUAUGUAAUGUGUAGAUGCAUUCAACUCAAUAUUAAUGGCAUUUUAUAUCCAAACAAUUAAAUAUUCAAUUGUU